Didymodactylos carnosus is the source of this 1398-nucleotide messenger RNA. The record is from the annotation of a GenBank genome assembly. Lineage: Eukaryota; Metazoa; Rotifera; Eurotatoria; Philodinida; Philodinidae.
AUGCCACCAAAACGAAGAACUCUGCUGGGCAGAAGUACGUCAGCUGCGAAUAGAAUGGCAGCCUCAAGAGAUGCUGAGAGUCUAGAGCGCAGACAAACUCGGCUUGAUGAUCAACGUUCAAGACAAGCGGCUUCAAGAGACGCCUAGAGUCCAGAACAGACACGGACUCGAAUUGACGAUCAACGUGCAAGACAAGAUGCUUCUCGAGCAGCUGAGAGUCCAGAGCAGAGACAAACUCGGCUUGGCGACCAACGUGCAAGACAAGCUUCCUCAAGAGGCGCCGAGAGUUCGGAACAGAGACAAACUCGGCUUGGUAGUCUACGUGCAAGACAAGCGGCUUCAGGAGACGCCGAGAGUCCAGAGCAGACACGGAUUCGAAUUGACGAAUUAUCUAGACCGACAUCGGGUACUUCCGCUAAAACUCAUCAUCAUUUAAUGUCGCUUUUCGCCAUAUUAUUAAAUUCGACGGAGCUCGAAGGUGCAUUCGUCUUAUAUGCACAGAUUGUCUAUGUUUACGGAGAUCCAUAUUUGGACAACUCAUCUGAUGCACUAGCUUCGCUUUUGAGAAAAUCUGAUUCGUGUGAAUUCGAUAUUGAAUCAUAUUUGCAAGAAAGCGAUGUUAAAGAUGAUAAGCCAAUAAAACAAGAUUUUCUCGAUGAAACAGAUAUAACAAUGGAUCCCAUUAUUCAUCAAUCACUAUUCAUUGUCAAAGCAUGUGAUAACAUUCCAUAUCUCCGUCAAAUCAUUCAAAAAGAAGAACUUCAUAAAGAACCAAAUGAAUGGCAACGUCGUGCUCGAUCAAAUACAACAAAUGGUAAACAUAGAUUCUACUUUAAUGAUAAACUUGGUCAAACAAAUGCAUGCAAAUUAUCUAAAGGAAAAAUGAAUAAACAGAUAAUUGCAUUUGAUGACCGUUCAAUUCCAACAAAAAAACAUUCUCCUACAAAUAUGCCAGUCAAUUUCGACGGACCGCUAUCAGAUUCAUCACAUAAUUCAAUUAAUGAUCACUCACUUGGAUUUUCCAUCGUAUCGUCCAAUGCACUUAAGAAAAAAGAAGAAAAUACGUGUGAUUCCAAAGUGAUUUCACGAUCUUCAUCAUUAAUUAAUCUGAAUAGAUCACCAGCUAAAUUUUCUGAUUCGUCUUUCAAUAUUUUCUCGACUUUAUUAGCUGGUAAUGGUGUUAACGACCUCGAUAAUGUGUACUACAAAACUGAUGAACGACAUGAUGCGAAUGAUUAUGAUUGUGUUGUUGAUAAUACUAGUUUGUCUCAAGCAUUUUCUCCAAAGCGUUCAUAUCCGUCAUCUGAUAGCGGUUAUUCUAUGUCAAAGCGGAAACGCCAAAACGCCCAAAAAAUUGCGAUCAAAAAAAGUGAAAGUUUCGCCACCAAACUCAAUUGA